CCCGGAUCUGAUUGCGCUUCCACCACCACUCCUCCCCCCGACAUCAUGACCAACACCGCAGCUGCCAUCGUGCGCAAGGCCGGCUCGGCGAUCCGCCUCGGCAUGAUGCCUGCCGACGGCAUCGGGCGCGAGGUGCUGCCGUGUGCGCAGCGCGUGCUGCAGAACACGCCGGGCGCGCCCAAGUUUGAGUUCCUGCAGCUGGCCGCCGGCUUCGAGCACUUCCAGAAGACGGGCAGUGCGCUGCCCGACGAGACGAUCCGCGCGCUCAAGGAGGAGUGCGACGGCGCCAUGUUUGGCAGCGUCAGCUCGCCCAGCCACAAGGUCGAGGGCUACAGCUCGCCCAUUGUGCGCCUGCGCAAGGAGCUCGACCUCUACGCCAACAUCCGCCCCGUGAUCGGCGUGCGCGGCACCAAGGACGACGAGAAGUGGGUCGACACGGUGAUUGUGCGCGAGAACACCGAGUGCCUGUACGUCAAGUCCGAGACGUCCGAGUCGACGCCCGAGGGCCAGGUGGCUCGUGCCAUCCGGCAGAUCAGCGAGAAGGCCUCCACGCGCAUUGGCCGCAAGGCCUUUGAGGUGGCGCUUGCGCGUCAGUCGAUGCGCGAGAAGACGGGCGCCACGACGAGCGGCAACGCCGCCACGGCCAAGGUGACGGUGUGCCACAAGUCCAACGUGCUCUCCGUCACCGACGGCCUCUUCCGCACGUCGGUGCGCGCCGUGUACGAGAAGGACGCACGCUCGGCUGGUGGUCCCGGCCGCUACGCCAACGUGACGAUGGACGAGCAGCUCGUCGACAGCAUGGUGUACCGCCUGUUCCGCGAGCCGCACGUGUUCGACGUGGUGGUCGCGCCCAACCUGUACGGCGACAUCAUCUCCGACGGCGCCGCUGCCCUUGUCGGCUCGCUCGGUGUCGUUGCCUCGGUCAACGCCGGCGACACGUUCUUCAUGGGCGAGCCGGUGCACGGCUCGGCGCCCGACAUUGCCGGCCAGAACAAGGCCAACCCGAUUGCCUCGAUCCGCUCUGCCGCGCUGCUGCUCGAGUACAUGGGCUACCCCGAGCCGGCGCUCAAGAUCUACAAGGCCGUCGACGACGUGCUGCGCGAGGGCAAGUACCUCACGCCCGACCUGCACGGCAGCGCCACGACGACGCAGUGCGAGGAGGCCAUCCUCAAGGCGCUCGGCGCGUAAAAAGUAGACUCGUCUGCAAUGCGACAGAUGCUACUGUGGCAGAUGCGUGCCAUUGUCAUGUCCGCCGCAGGCCGUACUGCGCCAGCACGUCGGCCUCCUCGGCGGCGCUGGCGGCUGCUGCGGCGGGGCUGCGGAAGAGGAGAUCACUGCCGCCGGCGCUCUUGGG
Tilletiopsis washingtonensis is the source of this 1354-nucleotide messenger RNA. Its product is annotated as Isocitrate/isopropylmalate dehydrogenase. Gene Ontology annotation, biological process: isocitrate metabolic process; tricarboxylic acid cycle. Bases 46 to 1188 code for a protein of 380 amino acids. Gene Ontology annotation, cellular component: mitochondrion. The record is from RefSeq and is a predicted model, not a curated record. The transcript is spliced from 3 exons. Lineage: Eukaryota; Fungi; Basidiomycota; Exobasidiomycetes; Entylomatales. Gene Ontology annotation, molecular function: magnesium ion binding; isocitrate dehydrogenase (NAD+) activity; NAD binding.